Messenger RNA from Cucurbita pepo subsp. pepo (vegetable marrow), 1950 nucleotides. Lineage: Eukaryota; Viridiplantae; Streptophyta; Magnoliopsida; Cucurbitales; Cucurbitaceae. The record is from RefSeq and is a predicted model, not a curated record.
CUCNUCUCUCUUCCUCUCUCUCUCUCUCUCUCUAAAAAACCCACCUACAGAAAAUCGUCGAUCAAUCCCAUAUACUCAAUUUUUUCGUUUCAUUCCUCUGUUUUUCCCCUGAUUUUGUUUUUUCUUUGGUGUUUGAGAAGGAAAUUGGAUUGUGGGUUUUUGAUUUGAUCGGAAUUGGUGCUUUGGAAGUGGUGGAUUUUGGUGGAAAUGGGGAUUUGGUUGGUGGGUUUUGAUGAGAUGAGUUCUUCGCCGGCGAUGGGGCGAUGAUUUAACGACGAUGUUCCUAAGCGAUGGAAUACGAUUCUGGAAUUCCGAUGUCUGUGACGGAGGGACACUCCUCUGCUCUCACGCCGUCCUUGCGCGAAGGUUCUUUUGCUAAUUUCGAUGCACUCUGGCAAAUGAACUUGGGAUCAGGUGAAAUAAUGGGAUCUGGAUCUUAUCCCGUGCGACCUGGAGAGCCAGACUGUUCUUAUUACAUCAGAACUGGCCUCUGUAGAUUUGGAGCUACAUGUAGAUUUAAUCAUCCACCUAAUAGAGAGCUGGUACUAAGCAAAAAUGCUAUUGCCACCGCGAGAAUGAAGGGGGAGUUCCCAGAACGAAUUGGACAACCAGAAUGUCAGUACUACUUGAAGACAGGAACUUGCAAGUUUGGGGCUACGUGCAAGUUUCAUCAUCCUAGAGACAAGGCUGGGAUUGCUGGAAGAGUUGCCUUAAAUAUUUUAGGCUAUCCACUUCGCCCGAGUGAAACUGAAUGUGCUUAUUAUUUAAGAACUGGACAAUGCAAGUUUGGAAAUACAUGUAAAUUCCACCAUCCUCAACCGACUAAUAUGAUGGUCUCACUGCGUGGCUCCCCUAUUUAUCCAACCGUACAAUCGCCAACUCCUGGUCAGCAGUCGUAUCCAGGAGGAAGCACAAAUUGGUCAAGGGCUUCCUUUAUUCCUAGUCCACGAUGGCAAGGCCCUUCCAGUUAUGCAUCUUUAAUUUUACCUCAAGGAGUUCUCUCUGUUCCAGGCUGGAAUACAUUCAAUGAUCAGCUAGGAUCAGUUUCAUCAUCAGAAAGUCCACAACAAACGAGGGAGAAUGUAUUUCCUGAGAGGCCUGGCCAGCCUGAAUGUCAAUUUUACAUGAAGACCGGAGACUGCAAGUUCGGUGCCGUUUGUCGGUUUCAUCAUCCCAGAGAACGAGUAAUUCCUGCUCCAGAUUGUGUCUUGAGUCCAAUUGGCCUACCGUUACGUCCGGGAGAGCCUUUGUGCAUCUUUUAUUCGCGUUAUGGGAUCUGUAAGUUCGGUCCAAGCUGCAAGUUCGAUCACCCUAUGGGAAUCUUCGCAUACAAUCUCUCUGCAGCGUCAACACCGAACGCCCCAGUUCAGCAUUUGUUUGGGACGUCAUCAGGAACUACUGCACUGAGUUUGUCAUCUGAAGGGCUAGUCGAAGCAGGAUCUGCAAAGCCGAGACGACUAUCAAUCACAGAGACACGAGAGAUGUCAUCUGAUGAUGAAAACAUCGAGGCCGAGGGCUGAAGGUCGUAAGUCGUUUCUACUACCCCUUUUACAAUCUUUUGGAAGAUAAAAAGAAGAGGUAUUUGUGUAAAUUGAUGAUGAUGAUGCCUGGCUGGAAAAAAGAUGUGUACAGGGAGGAGGGUUCAUGUAAAGUUGAUCCUGUGUUUCUGAAAAUGCAUUUCAGAAUAUGGUUAGCGCAGCAGCAGAUGAUUAAUUCCUCUGAAUUUAUGUUUCUGCUUUGUAUAAAAAGAUCUGCAGCAGAUGAUGUCAGUUUUUUUUGUUCUUCCCCCUUUUCUCAAACAACAAUUUAUGAACAACUCUUCUCAUUUCUCCCAAACCUUUCUCAAAUUUGGGAUUCUAAAUUCUUGUAAACAACACAACGCUUGCUGUUUUCCCCAAAUUUUUAUGCCCUUUUUGGCUCUUCAAUCAAUCAAUAAUCAUCUUCUCAUCA